Molecule: messenger RNA, 204 nt
Organism: Fusarium poae
Lineage: Eukaryota; Fungi; Ascomycota; Sordariomycetes; Hypocreales; Nectriaceae
Exons: 4
Coding region: 1-204 (67 amino acids)
Source: RefSeq, a predicted model, not a curated record
AUGCAGUCCAGAAUAGUAACAAUCCUAGGUGUAAUGGCGACGAUUGUCAUUUGCGUUAUGCCAGCUCGAUUUGAAAGCGCCGCGCCAAAAUAUCCAAUUUCAAUAAAGCUCAGGUCUGCGGACGGCCUCGCUUGGACUUUCAAGCUUCCCAUCUACCAGGACCUGACGCAAAACGGUGCCGUGACUCGCGAAUCAACAAGCUAA